AUGGAGGGGCAAAGUGAACUUGUGGAACGGGUUGUGCGGAUGCAGCUGACAAGCCCUGACUUUGCGGAGUACUGCGUGGCACACGUGACGGAUCCAAAACAUCGUUUUCUUUUCUCACGGAACGAAGACGAGGCGGAGAGGCGGCUGUACGUGAGGCUGCUGGAGGGGCGAGGCCACCAGAAGAGGGCAGAAACACCAGCAGUCGUGGCGCCGGCAUUUGCCCCAGAACGAACUUCUUCUUUAAUGACGCACGGCGGCACGGCGGUGUUGUGGAUGUCGUUGCUGGAUUACUUUUCCUCGACGCCUGGUGUACGUGGACCGCACAUGCCGCACAUGUUUCGUACGGAGGCGGAUCUUACUGCCUUUGUUGACAUGUUGGACGGCGCCCAACGAGAGCAUGUCUCUCUUGAGGAUGUCGUACAGUUUAUGCUGCGUCGCCUCCCUAUGACGGAGGUGUUCUUGUAUGUACUCUGUUACAUGUGUGAUGUACGUAUACACGAGGUGCGGAGGGAGACGCGACGUCGUAGUAGUGGUGCCUGCGUCACAGAUUCUGCGGACGGGGCUUCAGACGAAAAGAAAUUACAGGCAGCAGGGACGUUAUUAUUUAUUGCCAACAUGUUAUUACUGCAGCACGACGCUUUGGAGAGGCCUUUGCGAUAUCUAUCUGUAUUUGAAUUUUACAUGCAGCGGAUGGUAGAAGCACUUGCAGGGACGGUGCCGAAGAAUUCCCCGGUCGACACAUUUCUACGUGAGACGGUGAUGGUCUGGUCGGAGGGUCAUGUCUUUGGCGAGGAGGCGCUUGACUGCAUGAAGCGGGCCAUUGGAUGCUCUUUGGGAUAA
This is a messenger RNA of Trypanosoma cruzi, 840 nucleotides long. RefSeq lists its product as uncharacterized. The coding region runs from base 1 to 840 and encodes 279 amino acids. The record is from RefSeq and is a predicted model, not a curated record. The transcript has a single exon. Lineage: Eukaryota; Euglenozoa; Kinetoplastea; Trypanosomatida; Trypanosomatidae.